This is a messenger RNA of Mus caroli (Ryukyu mouse), 3533 nucleotides long. Its product is annotated as serine/threonine-protein phosphatase 2A regulatory subunit B'' subunit delta. Gene Ontology annotation, molecular function: calcium ion binding; protein phosphatase regulator activity. NCBI's taxonomy places the organism in Eukaryota, Metazoa, Chordata, Mammalia, Rodentia, Muridae. Gene Ontology annotation, cellular component: protein phosphatase type 2A complex. Gene Ontology annotation, biological process: protein dephosphorylation. The record is from RefSeq and is a predicted model, not a curated record.
ACUUCCUGUCGUAGAAAGGGAAUUGUUUCAGUCAGUCCUAGGAGGCGGUACUUCCGACUGCAGACCGAAAGUCUCUUGUCAAUCAUUCUGUGGGGGCCCCGACUCCCUCUUGCAGACGUUAUUCCCAAACUUGUCCCGGGCCACGCCCACAGCCACGCCCACCGCGGACAGCUGUCCGGCCAUGGGCGGAGUCACGUGAACCACAGCGACCCCGUGGGAGAGAAAGGGAAAAGCACAGACCCGAGGGAGGACAGAACCGCGGGUGAACCCCACGGUGACCCAGGUGACGUCAUGACUGCGCUUCGGGGUCGCGGAUCGCGCUGAACGCGGCCCUCGCGAACUGCUCGGGUCGCCGGGGUCGCAGGCCACGCCCACGGAUUCGCAGUCCAGGUCCUACCCUGCUCGAGCCACGCCCACCAUGCCGGAGCGCCCGCCCUUGCGUGCCCUGCGCCGUGACCCUGACGACCCAGCCGUGCGUCAGGCGCUGGCGUCGUUGGCUCGGGGCAGUGAUCUGGUGUUUCCGUCGCGCUUCCAGAAGUGGCUGCGGGACUUCCGGCAGGUUCAUGCCCACAAGAAGGAGGAGCCCUCGCCCCAGUCCCCACCCCCUGGCCACAGCGUCCCUGCCUUCUACUUCCCAUGCGGUCGGCCCCCGCUCCUUCCCCAGGACACGGAGGAUGUCAUCGCCCUCGUGGAGUGCGCGUUCGAGGGGCUGCCUCGUGGGAGGGCGGGUCUGGGCGACAUGGCUGUGGUUGCCAAGGCCUGCGGCUGCCCUCUGUACUGGAAGGCCCCGCUGUUCUAUGCUGCGGGCGGCGAACGCACAGGCUCUGUGUCCGUGCACACGUUCGUAGCCAUGUGGCGCAAAGUCCUGCUGACCUGCCACGAUGAUGCUGCGCGGUUCGUGCGGCUGCUGGGCCGCCCAGGGUGUAGCGGCCUCAUCCAGGAGGACUUUGUGCCCUUCCUGCAGGAUGUGGUGAACUCGCACCCAGGCCUGGCCUUCCUGAGGGCAGCGAAGGAGUUCCACUCACGUUACAUCACCACAGUGAUUCAGAGGAUCUUCUACACAGUGAACCGGUCGUGGUCAGGGAUGAUCUCACGUGAGGAGCUGAGGCGCAGCAGCUUCCUGCAGGCUGUGUCACAGUUGGAGGCAGAGCCUGACAUCAACCGCAUGACAUCGUUCUUCUCUUAUGAGCAUUUCUAUGUCAUCUAUUGCAAGUUCUGGGAGCUAGACCUUGACCGUGACCUCACCAUUGACAGGAGCGAUCUCGCACGCCAUGGGGAUGGGGCCAUCUCCUCCAGAAUGAUUGACCGCAUCUUCUCAGGGGCCGUCACCAGGGCGAGGCUGCCACGCAAGGUCGGGAAGCUGGGCUAUGCAGACUUUGUGUGGUUCCUGCUCUCCGAGGAGGACAAGACCACGCCCACCAGCACCGAGUACUGGUUCCGUUGCAUGGACCUGGACGGCGAUGGCGCUCUCUCCAUGUUCGAGCUAGAGUUCUUCUAUGAGGAGCAGGCCCAGCGCAUGGCCGCCCGGGGCGUGGAGCCCCUCCCCUUCCACGACCUUGCGCGCCAGGUGCUCGACCUUGUCGCCCCACGCUGCCCUGGCCGGAUCACGCUGCGCGACCUGAAGCAGUGCGGCCUGGCGGGCGAGUUCUUCGACGCCUUCUUCAACGUGGACAAGUACCUGGCACGGGAGCAGCGCGAGCAGGCAGGGUCCCCGCAGGACACUGACUCCGACCCAGCAGCAUCCGCCUGGGACAGGUAUGCGGCCGAGGAGUACGACUUCCUUGUGGCCGAGGAGGCGAUGGCAGGGGACGACAAUGAUGACGAAGGGUCCGACCCUGUAGAUCUCUACGGCCUUGCUGACGAGGAGGGCGAUGACCUGGAGCCUCUAUGACGCCCUACUGUGCGCCCAGGAACUGCGCACUUGUGCCUCCCAGUGCUCCCUCCCAAGGCAGCAGGUGACAUCGGGGGCUCGGGGUGUGGCCUCCUCCCCGUGGCUUGCAGCCCUUCUGUGUGCAGGGUGCCGCACACAUGACAUUUGUGGGUUUUUGUUUUUUUUUUUAAUAAAAAGUUUGAUUUGUUUUUUCACCCCGGGUGCACAGUCAGGCUCUCAGGGAUGGGCAACAUGGUGGGCAGUGGGCAGUCAGGCCAACCUCCUGUGAUCCCUUCAGGACAGUGACACGCCCACUUCCUGUUUAGGACACACCCCACUUCCAGUGUGAGACACGCCCAUUUCCACACUUUUCCUCUUGUUCUCAUUGACAUGCAUGUCCCGCCCACUCAUUAGCAUGAAGCAGUUCUCUGUGGUCCAGCUUCUCAUUAGCGUAGCCCUGUCCACCUGUUAUGUUUUAGGUUUUCUCUGCAGGAAGGCACCUCAGUAGCAUAAAGCUCAUUCGCAUGCGCAGGUCCAUUUGCACGCACACCCUGUCCCCUCAUUAGCAUACUCAUUAGUAUGCAUAAAUGGCAUGAACAUAACAGGGUCGGGGUCAGGUAGGGUUGAGUUAGGGUUAGUGGUACAUGUGUACAUGUGUGUUCUGUGUGUACGUGUCCACAUGUUUGCCACGUAUGUAAAUAGAGCAUUGUACGAUAGAACAUGGCCCAUUGUCAACUUUUAAUUCCUACGAAUGACAGAACUUAAAACAUCACCUUUCUCCAUUCUGACCACAGCAGUGUGUUUUCCAGAAGAAUGGUCGACACUUAGUAGGGCUCAGUGGUCACACUCAGCAAAUAGAUGAGCGGUAUGACCCCUUCCGACCAAAGGUGGUCACGUGUUUGUCCUGAUGCAAUUAGGACACAGAGGCCAGGUGUGCAGUGCCACCUUGCGGAAGAAAGAAGUCAGCGCAUCUGAGCCGUCCUCUCCCACGGUAGCCGUGGGGGCUUCGUGUCCAUGAGUGGGAGGAGACCUGAGUCACCCACACCAUAUGGCUCCUUUCUCAACAGAAACCCAGCCUCAGUUUUAAAGGAAAUGGACACUUGAUUUCCUGUAAGACUCGUGCGCAUCCCUCAAUCCGGCAAAAGUCCAUAGGACUCUCAGUCUCGUGAAAAUGGUUGGCAACCCCGGGUGCUGAACACCAUUAGACAACUUGGGCCAGCGUCUUCCAUCUAAUCCAAUGGAACAAUAUCUCGAAAUAUCCACCUAAAAUUCACCUUAGUUAUGGGCCUUUGGCUUGAUACAGUCACAACACCAAGCAACUCAAUCGUUCAAAUCAUAACACCCUGGACAAACUCCAAGCCAAGGACAACUGAGUGAAGCUUAGGAAAAGUUGGAAACAAAAUGGUAGCAGGCAUGGAGGAAAACAAACUAGAGUGCUCAGAAGAUGCAACAAGUCCUCUGAUCUUCCAGUGGGCAGUCACUAUUCACCAAAUGCUGAGAAGGAACACAAUGCCUUAGCCUGCCUUUUUGACUCUCAGGUACAUGGAUUUGGCAGAGAAGCCUCCUCCUUGCUUCUAGGCACCACAAUCCUUUGUUUUCCUACAAAUAAAAUCAAUACAGAUAAGUGCUUUUCGAUCUAUAAACUUUGGAAUAUUGGACUUUA